Momordica charantia (bitter melon) is the source of this 645-nucleotide messenger RNA. NCBI's taxonomy places the organism in Eukaryota, Viridiplantae, Streptophyta, Magnoliopsida, Cucurbitales, Cucurbitaceae. The record is from RefSeq and is a predicted model, not a curated record.
UAUGAUUCGAGCUCACACAACAUUCCCUCAGCUUCAGAUUUCUGUUCGUGCUGUUUGGCGCCAAUCUACCCGCUGUAAGAACUGCGAACGAUGGCGGAUGGCACCGGCAGCUGCCCGGCUCUCCCCUUCCUCCGUUCGUCGCCGACGAUUGAACCGACGUGGACGACGCAACUUCAGCAUGAUGUUAAGCUCUUCAUCUGCUGGAGGUUCGAUGUUUAUCUUGACGUUCAAAUUUGUCUUGGUGCAGGUGAAAGACAUUUUCGUUGUCGAUGAUCUUGGUAAUGGUGUCAUUCCAGCCCAGGCAUUGAACAAUGCACGCAGACCAUAUGUUCGCUGCAAUUGGAGAGCCAUUCUUUUCCUAAAACGUUGCUCGUGGAGCUGCACUUAGAAAUUGAACGUCCAUCAGAUGAAUGAGCUCAUUUAUGCUGCUGAGUUUAUCCGACAGUCAUAUGUUAUUAAGAAAAUGGAUGAGAAGGAAUGGAGAAGAACUGACGUGGUUCGAGGAUCCCUGCAAACGAGGAGUUGCUUGACAUCAAUGGUGAGUGUCAAACCCUCUCUAAUGCUUAAAUUAGAUUAAAUUGUUGUUCAAGUUAGAGUUUUCGCUCUAGAGUGUGCGUAUAUUGAUCACGAAUGUGAUGGUUAAUA